Messenger RNA from Candida dubliniensis CD36, 990 nucleotides. RefSeq names its product casein kinase 2 catalytic subunit (gene CKA2). The transcript has a single exon. Gene Ontology annotation, cellular component: cytosol; protein kinase CK2 complex; nucleus. Lineage: Eukaryota; Fungi; Ascomycota; Pichiomycetes; Serinales; Debaryomycetaceae. Gene Ontology annotation, molecular function: protein serine/threonine kinase activity; ATP binding. The coding region runs from base 1 to 990 and encodes 329 amino acids. The record is from RefSeq and is a predicted model, not a curated record. Gene Ontology annotation, biological process: regulation of transcription by RNA polymerase III; DNA damage response; regulation of transcription by RNA polymerase I.
AUGAUUAGCUCAAAAUCAAGACCAUACUCAAUAGCCAGGGUGUAUGCUGAUGUGAAUGAAAAUAAGCCUACUGAAUAUUGGGAUUAUGAGAAUCAUAAAAUACAAUGGGGGCUUAUAAAGAACUAUGAAAUUGUGAGCAAAAUAGGAAGAGGCAAAUAUUCCGAAGUUUUCCAAGGUGUUAAUGUUUUAAAUGAUGAACCAUGUGUCAUCAAAGUAUUAAAACCAGUUAAAUUGAAAAAAAUAUAUCGUGAAGUGAAAAUAUUACAAAAUUUAACUGGAGGACCAAAUAUUAUUGGAUUAUUGGACGUUGUUAGAGAUGAACAAUCUAAAAUUCCUGCAUUUAUAUUUGAAAGAGUUAAUAAUGUUGAUUUUAGAGUUUUAUAUCCUAAAUUCACUAUUAAGGAUAUCCAAUAUUAUUUUACACAACUUUUGAUUGCAUUAGAUUAUUCUCAUUCUAUGGGUAUCAUUCAUAGAGAUGUUAAACCACAGAAUAUUAUGAUUGAUCCCAUGAACAAAAAAUUGCGUUUGAUUGAUUGGGGGCUUGCUGAAUUUUAUCAUGCUGGAAUGGACUAUAACGUUAGGGUUGCUUCUAGAUAUCACAAGGGACCAGAGUUGUUGAUUAAUUUACAGCAAUAUGAUUAUUCACUUGAUUUGUGGUCGGUGGGAUGUAUGUUGGGUGCAAUAAUAUUCAAGAAGGAACCGUUAUUUAGAGGAGACUCAAACAAUGAUCAAUUAGUGCAAAUUGCAAAAGUUUUGGGAACAGAGAAUUUAAUGAAAUAUGUCAAUAAGUAUGGGAUAAAAUUGAGUUCAGAAUAUGAUGAUAUUUUGGGUAAUUAUCCAAGAAAACCAUGGAGAGCUUUCAUCAAUAAUGAUAACAGACAUUUAAUCAGUGAUGAAGUACUUGAUUUAAUAGACAGAUUGUUAACAUAUGAUCACCAAUUGAGACCAACAGCUAAAGAGGCCAUGGAACAUCCAUUUUUCAAGAUAUAG